Molecule: messenger RNA, 1578 nt
Organism: Ascochyta rabiei
Lineage: Eukaryota; Fungi; Ascomycota; Dothideomycetes; Pleosporales; Didymellaceae
Exons: 3
Coding region: 1-1578 (525 amino acids)
Source: RefSeq, a predicted model, not a curated record
AUGACAAUUCGGAGCCCCGACGGAGCCUUUACCAGCGAAUCACUCUUCGACUCACCAUCGGAGGCUGCUUUCUACAUCUCCAACAUCACCGAGUGGAGGAAGGACAUUCCCACGCCGCUUGGCUCUGGACAGGACUUUUCUUUCUCUUCAGACUUCCAGGACAUGCAAAGCUCUGAGCACUUUGAAUUCAAGGACACUGCCUCCCAGUGCAGCAUGGACAGCGCAUACCAGAGUCAGACUAGCGCAAGCCGGCGCGGAACCAAGAGACCACAGCCAUACCCCCAGGACACUCAGAGCACGAUGGGUGCUCAUUUUGUCGGCAGCGACAUUUACUCGCCUUCAAUGAGCUCAGACAGCUACAACGCCUUCCAAGACAUGAACCAGAUGCAACUUCCCGCUGCCUGGGAUACCCAGAAUGGAUCCAUGGGAUUUGCUAACUACUCUACUGGGCAGGAUUUCUCCCUCUACCCAACCUCGAACAUCUCGCAAUUCAACCCUACAUCUGCUGUCAACGUCUGGGGCCCUGUAGCUGCCCCCUACAACUUCACAUCUUACUCCACAGAAUCGAACGAGACGAUGUUCAACACAGCAGCACCGGUCCAGCGUCAGUGGAACAACGUGCGCCCAGCUCCUGUACGCAGUUCGUCGUCCUACUUCACACAGCAAGCUGCAAGGCGGACACCGUCGCACGAUGCUAGUUUCAACGCUUUCGUUGCUUCCCCAACCAGCACAGCUAGCGUUCAGCUUCAUCAAGCUGGUGACUUUGAGCAGACACAAUACGUCGACCAGAGAAACGAGACAGAGGACAGCACCUCUACCUCCCUCGCACCACAGUCUUUGACUGGUCAUGAAGAUGUUCAGUCUCCCAUUGACGCGGCCGAAGCCAAGCUCGAGGAGGAGCGCACCAAGGUUGCUCGAAGCCACGUUCUCUACCAGCAAGGACCCGACAAAGACGGCAAGUACCAUUGUCCUGAGGAGGGCAAGCCUGGCUGCACCCACAAGCCUACCCCGCUGAAGUGCAACUACGACAAAUACGUCGACUCGCAUUUGAAGCCAUUCCGCUGCAACAAGAAGACUUGCGUUGGCGUUCAAUUUUCCUCUACUGCAUGUUUGCUCCGUCAUGAACGUGAGGCGCAUGGCAUGCACGGUCACGGUGCCAGGCCCCAUCUUUGCCACUUCCAAGACUGCGAGCGUGCUGUGCCUGGACACGGCUUUCCUCGUCGCUACAACCUUUUCGACCACAUGAAGAGGGUGCACCAGUUCGAUGGUCCAACCACUGAGCCUUCCCCUCCCAUGCAAGGUCAGAUGCCGCGCAAGCCUGUCUCGCGCAAGCGCAAGGCUUCAGCAGAGGACAUCACCGAGAAGCGUAGCAAGGUCAUCAAGCUUACUGCCGAGCAACAGCUCCAGCAGCGCCGCGACCAGCUGACGCAGGAUUUCCUCAUCAAAAAGCAGCAUAUCGUUGAUUUUUUGACCAACCUUGCUGGUCCCAACGAGUUGUCUGACGAUCUCAAGCUCAGCCAAGACGUUAUGGCGUUGCACGACAUCAGUACAAAGUUCAGGAGCAGCUUGGGCGGCUGA